GCUACAAGAAUUUCCCCAGAAAGUGGCAAACUUCAAACUUUGUGUGAAGAAUUGAAAAGUCUUCGACAAGAAAUGAAUAAUUUGAUCACUUUACUUCGUACUCCUUCCAAGAUGGGACUUUUGGAUGAAGCCGAGAAGGAAAUGCAUGGUAGUAGGUUAGAGCAGAUAAACGAUCAAAUUGAAGUAGUGAAUAGGUCUUACGAUGAAAGCCUAGAGACCCACUUCCAAUAUUUCAAUUCCAAAAAAGAGCGUCCUGGAAUUAGAAAACAUUUGCUGUCGCAUGCUCAAAUUAUAUGCUCUACUUUAAACUCCUGUCGGAGUAGAGAAAUGGAGGAGCUUUUUUUGGAGCACCAAGGAAGUUCUCCAUUCCUCUGUUGCAUUCUUGAUGAAGCGUCCCAAUGCACCGAGCCGGAGUCCUUAACGCCACUUGCUUUUGGCAUAACUAAGCUAAUCUUGAUUGGGGAUCCAAAGCAAUUGCCAGCAACUGUUCUUUCUAAGGUUGCCCAAAAGAAAGGAUUUGCACAGUCCCUUUUUAAUCGCUUUUAUUCAGUACGUGAUGAAAAUAAGGAUGGUGUGAUUAUGUUGACGACGCAGUACCGAAUGGUUUCAUCCAUAUGCGAGUGGCCUUCGAGGUAUUUCUACGCUGGAAAAUUAGAAACUGAUGAGAGUCUUAUAAGGAACGGACCCUGUCACGAGUAUAGAGUGCUAAACGUUGUUGAUGGGCAAGAACUUCGUGAGGAACAAAGCUUUAUAAACCAGCAAGAGGCCGCUGUGGUGGCCAGAAUUGUAAGGUUGUUCCUGGACUCUCCUUUGACCCGUUGGAAAUCAAUUGGCGUUAUUACUUUCUAUAAAAGUCAGAAAUUAUGCAUCAUAGAACAACUAAAAAAAGUGGGCAUCAAAUCAAAUUGCAGCGCAUCAACAGUAGAUGUGAACACCGUCGACAGUUUCCAAGGGAGAGAGAAAGAUAUAAUCGUCAUUUCAUGCGUCAGAGCAUCAUCACAGGCAGAAGAAAAUCUCGUCGGAGGUAUCGGGUUCAUCACCUCGUUAUCAAGAAUUAACGUCUCCGUAACCCGUGCCAAGGAAAUGCUUGUAAUUUGUGGGCAUUUUCUAACGUUGCAAAGGGAUGGGACCUGGCGUGAUUUGAUCAGCGAUGCUAGUAGUCGAAAUGUUGCCCACGAUGUUAGCAGGCAUUCUUCGUGUGAAGACUUACGUUCUGUACUCAUGCGUGCACCAGCCAAUGAGUCUACUAUUGUUAAUCAAGUCGUUCAUCAGCAAAUGGUGGCAUCCUUCUCUCGACAGUCUGGGAUGGACUUAAAUUGGUCAUUGAAGUGUUUGAUGGACAGCGGGUGGGUUUACGAUAGUGCCGCCUAUCGUUUCAAUUUGCUCAAAAGAACUUUCAAGAUCCCACUAGCAGCGUUCAUCGAACCCGAGCAACAGCAACAACAAAUGAUAGCAUCCUUCUCUGAACAGUCUGGGAUGGACUCAAAUUGGUCAUUCAAAUGUUUGGAAGACUGUGGGUGGGAUUACGAUCGUGCUGCAUAUGUUUUCACUGAGCUCAAAAGAACUUUCAAGAUCCCACUAGCAGCGUUCAUCGAACCCGAGCAACAGAAACAACAAAUGGUGGCAUCCUUCUCUGAACAGUCUGGGAUGGACUCAAAUUGGUCAUUGAAGUGUUUGAUGGACAGCGGGUGGGUUUACGAUAGUGCCGCCUAUCGUUUCAAUUUGCUCAAAAGAACUUUCAAGAUCCCACUAGCAGCGUUCAUCGAACCCGAGCAACAGCAACAACAAAUGAUAGCAUCCUUCUCUGAACAGUCUGGGAUGGACUCAAAUUGGUCAUUCAAAUGUUUGGAAGACUGUGGGUGGGAUUACGAUCGUGCUGCAUAUGUUUUCAUUGAGUUCAAAGCUGCUGGGAAGAUUCCGCUAGAAGCGUUCGUCAAAUAGCUACUCGGUAUGUCGGUGAUAUUUCUCUUGAAUAUUCUUUUAAUUCUUCACUUUGUAAGUUGAAGCAUUCAUUCUUAAUAUUUUAUAUUUCGAAAGAUUUCCCAGUCGUUCAUAACCAUCAAAUCUAGAAUUAAUGUAU
Messenger RNA from Daphnia pulex (common water flea), 2080 nucleotides. Its product is annotated as probable helicase senataxin. The record is from RefSeq and is a predicted model, not a curated record. Gene Ontology annotation, cellular component: nucleus; nuclear body. The coding region runs from base 73 to 1941 and encodes 622 amino acids. Gene Ontology annotation, molecular function: transcription termination site sequence-specific DNA binding; helicase activity; protein binding. NCBI's taxonomy places the organism in Eukaryota, Metazoa, Arthropoda, Branchiopoda, Diplostraca, Daphniidae. Gene Ontology annotation, biological process: mRNA transport; termination of RNA polymerase II transcription. The transcript is spliced from 4 exons.